CCAGCUGCAAAGGGCAUUAUAGUAUUUCACUCUCAUAAUACUCUCGUCACCGAAUCUUCUCUCAGAGAGAGAGAGAGAUGAAAAACUCCCUAUUUUAUCUCAUUUUCCUAACACCCUUUUUCUUUCUCUUUGAAUUCCAUGCUGAAGCUUCUCCCACUGGACCCUUGAUAAAACACCUGUCUUCUUUUCUCAAGUGGACACUGCCUUCUCCCAAACCACCUCAAACAGAUGAGAAUUUCAUUCAGUUUGAGAAUGGGUAUCUUGUGGAUACUGUUGUGGAGGGUGGAAGCAAGCUUGGUGUUGAGCCGUACUCGAUUCGGGUCUCCCCCGAAGGAGAGCUCUUCGCUGUUGAUGCCGUACAUAGUAACAUUGUCAAGAUAACACCACCUCUGUCCCAAUACAGCAGGGCGAGAUUGGUUGCUGGGUCAUUCCAGGGUCACUCAGGACAUGUAGAUGGGAGGCCAAGCGAUGCUCGUUUUAAUCAUCCAAAGGGUGUCACGAUGGAUGAUAAAGGGAAUGUAUAUGUUGCGGAUACCUUGAAUUUGGCCAUCCGAAAGAUAGGAGAAGCUGGUGUAACGACGAUUGCUGGAGGGAAAUCGAAUGUGGCAGGAUACAUGGAUGGGCCUAGUGAGGAUGCGAAAUUCUCUACCAAUUUCGAUGUGAUAUAUGUCAGACGUACCUGCUCCUUAUUAGUUGUUGACAGAGGCAAUGCUGCUCUUCGGCAAAUUUCUCUUCACCAAGAAGAUUGUGAAUACCAGGAUAGCUCAAUUUCUUCUUCAGAUAUCAUUAUGGUUGUUGGCGCAGUAUUGGUGGGAUAUGCUUCAUGCAUGCUCCAGCACGGAUUUGGACCUUCCUUUUCCUUGAAGCUGAUGCAGAAACAUGCCACAGAGAGCGAACUUCAAGACCCAGACACUGUAGAGAAGGCCACUCUUCUCGUUGAGACUCUAAAAGAGGACCCAGUUGCAGGUUGGCCAUCGUUUGGGCAGCUUCUUGUUGAUUUGUCUAAACUCAUAUUUGAAGCACUUGGCAGCAUCUUUCUCUACUACAUUCCUCUCAGCCUCCGACCUGGCAAGUAUAGGCAAGGUCUCUCUCCAAUCAAAGACACUCUCAUGAUGCCUGAGGACAAUGCUGACUCACCGCCCUUAGUGCAGAAAGUGAGAAGCCCGUCACCUCAUGAAACUCUGCAUGCUCCCAAUGCUACUGAUUACACCCAACAGAAGCCUCAGAAGAGCAGAACAGCCAUGUCGAAGGAUCCAUCUCUGACCAGUAAGCAUAGGUCUUCAAAGAGGCAGGACAUUUCAGAACUCCGUGGAUCUCCUGAGGCUCCCCAGUACAGCCAGUCCAGUUCAAAGAGCCAGAAAGACCGAAGCCGGCACCGUUACCAUGAUAAAAGUGGGGACGUGGUUUCUGGAGCCACAGGGGCAGAGCCAAAACCUAUUGAGAUGAAGUCAGUGGACUAUGACGAUCCAAAGUUUGAUCAUUACAACAUUAGGAGCAAGCGGUCUGAUGAUGAUCUCUUCCAUUUCUGAUUUCCUUGUUUAUGAUAGCUCUAGAUGUGGCUUUUUUUUUUUCCAGAGAGCUUGGUUGGUUUUGCCAUAUUUGAGCUUUUGAAAGUUGAGUAAUUUCCAAUCACAUACAGGUAAAUCUCAAUGUAGGAUUGAUCUUCAAGAGUCGAA
This is a messenger RNA of Magnolia sinica, 1676 nucleotides long. RefSeq lists its product as uncharacterized. The coding region runs from base 78 to 1529 and encodes 483 amino acids. The record is from RefSeq and is a predicted model, not a curated record. Gene Ontology annotation, molecular function: protein binding. Lineage: Eukaryota; Viridiplantae; Streptophyta; Magnoliopsida; Magnoliales; Magnoliaceae. The transcript is spliced from 7 exons.